This is a messenger RNA of Glossina fuscipes, 1410 nucleotides long. RefSeq lists its product as uncharacterized. The transcript is spliced from 7 exons. Lineage: Eukaryota; Metazoa; Arthropoda; Insecta; Diptera; Glossinidae. The record is from RefSeq and is a predicted model, not a curated record. Gene Ontology annotation, molecular function: protein binding. The coding region runs from base 144 to 1211 and encodes 355 amino acids.
CAACGACCAUUCAAGCUAAACAGCCAAAGAACAUUAACAAAUGCCGUAAAAAUAACAAUAACAAUAAUAACAACAAGAAGAGCAAAAGGAAUGGAAAAUUCAGUUUAAAAAGUUUAGAAUAUUCGAGCCAACUGUUGAAAACUAUGGUAGCAAAUUAUUCCAAUACAAUGUGUAAUAUAAAAAAAACUAUAUUAAAAAUAGAAAGACUAAUGUGUACAACAACGGCGACAUCAACAGCAGCAGCCGCAGCAGCAGCAGCAGCCAGAAAGUGGCAUCUAAUGUUUUUAAUACUUUCUGCCCUUUUGAUUCAAACACCAUAUCAGGCAGCAGCUGAGAAAAGCAAGCAUUAUUACAUGCAAUCGUUGUGUAAAAAUCAUUUUCUUCAGCAGUUAUAUCGUAAAAUUGAUGGCGCUGUACUCUGGUCGCAGAAUGAACGCAAUCUUGAUUGCAUCAUCACCUUUCAGACGUAUUCAAUUUUACAAAGAUUCAUGCUACGCUUCGACAUGUUACAAUUGGACUGUAAUGAUCAUUUAUACGUAUAUGAUGGAGAGCAUGCCGUCGCAACACCUAAGAUCGAUAUAUCAUGUCGCCAAACUAAGCAAACAGUUAGUUCCAUGUUGACGCGCACUAAUUUUGUUACUUUAAAGUAUGUAACAGACAACUGGGGUACCGAUGCGAACGGUUUUAAGUUGGUGAUAACAUCAGUGAAGGAUCCUAGGCACACUUGCAAAGAUUUUACCUGCAGCACAAAUGGGUUUUGUAUACAUCCCGAUUUACUAUGCGAUGGCAUUAAUCAUUGCAGCGAUAAUUCAGAUGAGUCAGUUCAUAAUUUAUGCCAAAAUGAAACCACUAACACCGUGUUCGGUAUGGAUGUGACUUGGUUUGUAUUAAUUGUCGUCAGCUUAUUGCUAAUAUUAAGUGCAAUCAUUGUGGGAAUUUCGAUAUGUGUCUGCCGACGGCAAGAGGAUAAUACUACAAAUCAAAAUACAGCUAUACAAUUACAUCAUACCGCUGAAACGAACGGUUCAUCGAAACAUCUGCAUUACACGCAUGGCGGGACAUUGACUAGAGAUCAUACACAAUUACCGCCGACGUCGGGAAACUGGCAUCACCCUGCGGGACCAUACGGGUACCACCGCAUUCUACACAAUUACUUGAAGAUGGCCACCAAAGUCCGUCCCAUCUGGUGCUUAGCAAAUUCCGUCAAUUAGGACAACACCCGCAAGAUCUUACACAAAAUUCAACCACAAAUUUAGGUCUAAGCCAAACCAAUAUAGCAAACGCGGCAGCAGCUGCCCAAAAGGAUGAAUGGUUUGUUUAGAUCUCACACUUUUAUUGGAAGUGAUUGUGUAAGAAACGGAUGUAUUUGCUGGGCAUUGAAUGAAGAGACUGUUAAGAAAAUUUUUUUUC